UUACAAAAAUAUUCUCGCUCUUUCUCUCUCGUUUAUUGUCUUGUCAUUUUAUGCUCCUUUUAGUCCCGAUAAAUUAUUUUUUAUCGUUAGACUGUCCUAUUAGAAAUCAGAUACGUGGGGGAGAGAGAUUGUUUAUUGCCGAACAAACUCCGUGAGUUGCUUUUCUUUGCGUGUCUUGUUUAUAUCUCUUCACUGGGACAAGACAUAAAGAGUUUAACAUUGAAUCAGUUGUUUGAUUGGUGGUUUUGGUUAAGUUUCGCAUCGGAUUUUGAUUUAUAGAGAUAAAAUAAGGAGUUAAUGGGCAGUAAGAGAACAGAGGAGAAGAAGAAGGAGAAAGGAGUUCUGCAAUUGGGGAAUUACGAGUUAGGAAGGACUCUUGGAGAGGGAAAUUUUGCCAAAGUUAAGUUGGCUAAUAACCUCCAUUCCGGUCUCCCUUUCGCUGUUAAGAUCCUUGACAAGUCCAAACUCAUUCAACUCAACAUCACCGAUCAGAUAAAGAGAGAAAUCGCAACCUUGAAGCUGCUCAGACAUCCUAACGUGGUGCGGUUACAUGAGGUCAUGGCAAGCAAAACCAAGAUUUACAUGGUCCUAGAAUACGCAACUGGGGGGGAAUUGUUUGACAGAAUUGCAUCCAAAGGGAAGCUUUCAGAAGAUGAAGGAAGAAAGUUCUUCCAGCAGUUAAUUGAUGGUGUUAGUUACUGUCACAACAAAGGUGUUUUCCAUAGAGAUCUUAAGCUCGAAAAUGUUCUUAUUGAUGCAAAAGGGAACAUAAAGAUAUCUGAUUUUGGCCUCAGUGCAUUGCCUCAACAUAUUAGGGAGGAUGGCUUACUGCAUACAACAUGUGGAAGUCCUAACUAUGUGGCUCCGGAGAUUCUCGCUAAUAGAGGCUAUGAUGGUGCCACUUCAGACAUUUGGUCAUGUGGGGUCAUCUUAUAUGUAAUUCUCACCGGCUAUCUUCCUUUCGAUGAUAGAAACCUUGCAGUUCUCUAUCAGAAGAUUUUCAAAGGGGAUACUCAGAUUCCUAAAUGGUUAUCAUCUGGUGCUCGGAACAUGAUAAGAAGGAUUCUUGAUCCAAACCCUGAUACCAGGAUAACAAUGGUGGGUAUUAAAGAUGAUGAAUGGUUCAAGCAAGACUAUACUCCUGCAGUACCUGAUGAUGAGGAAGAACAUAUAUACAUUGAUGAUGAAGCCCUCUCAAUGUAUGAACUGGCAUCUGAUGGAACUAGGAAUCAGGAAUCACCCACUCUUAUUAACGCUUUUCAGUUGAUAGGAAUGUCCUCAUGCCUAGACCUUUCCGGUUUCUUUGAGAAGGAGGAUGUCUCUGAAAGGAAGAUCAGAUUUACAUCCAAUCAUUCGGCUAAAGAUUUGCUUGCAAGGAUUCAACAUAUUGUGACAGAGAUGGGAUUUCGUGUCCAAAUGAACAACGGAAGGUUGAAAGCAACACAAGAACAAAGAGGCCAGAAAUGUCUUGGCAGUCUUUCAGUUGCAGCUGAGGUGUUUGAGAUAAGUCCUUCAUUGUAUGUAGUUGAAUUAAGAAAAUCAUAUGGUGAUUCUAAAGUUUAUAGACAGUUAUGUACAAAGUUAUCAAAUACCCUAGGCGUCCCUAAGGGCCAAGGGCCACUGUCCACCGAAGCUUGAAGGAUAGUUGGUGUGGUUGGCUCUAGCAACAUUCAAAGGAUGUUAGAUCUGAGCCUGACAGAGAAUUAAUAAUAAUAGUCUAUUUAUGGUACAGAUAUAGUUGUUUCCAGAAAAGAGAGAUCAAACUAAAGUUACACUCACAGGCACAUGUGUCCAAAUUGCGCAGAUAUGUGGAGGAAGCAGCAAUCUAGCCUUUUUAUAUACCACAGAUAAUGCUUUCCGCAUGUUCAUAUAUAGGGGAAUUUGUUUUAUUGAUUAAUGAAUAUAAAAUUAAAUUUAGUAAAACUCUGCAUAUUUCGCUUGCUGAAGAUCUCCCCUCUUUU
This is a messenger RNA of Durio zibethinus, 1961 nucleotides long. RefSeq names its product CBL-interacting protein kinase 1 (gene CIPK1). Gene Ontology annotation, biological process: protein phosphorylation; signal transduction. Gene Ontology annotation, molecular function: ATP binding; protein serine/threonine kinase activity. The record is from RefSeq and is a predicted model, not a curated record. Lineage: Eukaryota; Viridiplantae; Streptophyta; Magnoliopsida; Malvales; Malvaceae.